Quercus lobata is the source of this 2001-nucleotide messenger RNA. RefSeq names its product BTB/POZ and TAZ domain-containing protein 3-like. The record is from RefSeq and is a predicted model, not a curated record. NCBI's taxonomy places the organism in Eukaryota, Viridiplantae, Streptophyta, Magnoliopsida, Fagales, Fagaceae. Gene Ontology annotation, molecular function: protein binding. The transcript is spliced from 8 exons. The coding region runs from base 354 to 1667 and encodes 437 amino acids.
AUUUCCCUCCUGUUUUAGGCACACGUCUUUCUCUCUCUCCCUCUCUCUCUCUCUCUCACUAAAAUCUUUGUCUAUAUUACUCUGCUCUGCUUCACACACACAAAAAAAAUAAAAAUAAAAAUACUCACAGACCCAUCAGUCUUUUCAUUGCAUUUUCCAUAAACAAAUCUUGACCCAUUUCCUACAAUCACUUGAUGUAUCUACCUCUUCAUUAAGGUUCUAUAGCUCUGUACCAUUAAGCUUCUAGGAAGAAUUGCACAAAUCUCAAAUAUUUUUGUGUGAGAUUUGCUGCCUUUUCUGAAGAUCCUUGAUUAGAAUUUGAUAGCUGUGUAGUACGUAAUACCUAGUAUAUAAUGGCUUCAUCAGAUCUUGACUAUCCCUGGCCAUCCUCAACUGGUGAAUCCUUCUGUGGAUCUUUUAAUAUACACCUAGAAGAAGAUAAUCCAGCCGAUAUUUUACCUGUGCUGGAAGUUCCCUCCUCUUCUGUAUCCUCUAAAUGUAAUAUUCCAACACCACCUUCUCUCCCUAGUAAAUCCUGUAUUAGAAUCAAAUAUUCCAAUAGGCUUUCAGAGUGUAGCUCUGUCCCCAAGGAAACAAAAGAUACAUGGGACAAGCUUUUCAAGGAAGGAUAUGGUUCAGAUGUCUAUAUUAUUACAGAGGACAAAUCAUAUAUUCUGGCUCAUUCCAGUAUUCUGAGUGUUGCAUCUCCUGUGCUAGGGAAUAUUCUACAGCAAUCAAAAGUUAAGAAUGGUAUGAGAUACAUCAAGAUUCCCGGGGUGCCUUAUCAAGCUGCCUAUGCUUUUAUCCGUUUUAUUUACUCGUCCUGCUAUGAAGAGGAUGAAAUGAAGCAGUUUGUUCUCCAUUUGUUGGUUUUAUCACACUCCUACUCAGUCCCAUCGCUGAAAAGAGUUUGUAUAUAUGUUCUGGAGCAGGGCUGGCUGACCAAAGAAAACGUGAUAGAUGUACUUCAAUUGGCAAGGAAUUGUGAUGCACCACGGCUCUCUUUCAUUUGUGUUCAUAUGAUUAUCAGAGACUUCAAAACUAUAUCUUCAACUGAAGGUUGGAAAGUAAUGAAGCGGGCUAAUCCUGCACUUGAACAAGAACUUCUAGAGUGCCUUGUUGAGGCAGAUUCAGUAAGCAACAAGGAAGGUUUUUGCACUGGGUAUGUGGUAGAUCCCUGGCUCAACAACCUCCUAAUGGAUCCACAAUAUACUAACUUCCUGAGAAAAGAAGACCGAUUGAAGAGAAUGGAAGAGAAAAAGGUGUACUUGCAACUGCAUGAGGCAAUGGAAGCCCUCCUUCACAUAUGCAGGGAUGGGUGUAGAACAAUAGGGCCUCGUGACAAGGUUCUGAAAGGAAGCCAGGUUGCUUGUGGUUUCCCAGCUUGCAAAGGGCUUGAGACUUUAGUCCGUCACUUCUCCAGUUGUAAGACCCGAGUUCCUGGUGGAUGUGUUCACUGCAAGCGCAUGUGGCAGCUGCUUGAAUUGCAUUCUCGCUUGUGCAAUGACCAUGAUUCUUGCAAGGUCCCUCUUUGCAGGCAUUUCAAGGAAAAAAUGCAGCAGCAGGCGAAGAAAGAUGAGGCUAGGUGGAGACUGUUGGUCAGCAAAGUGAUAUCUGCAAAGAAUUCACUGGGGCCAUUCUCAGGUCGGCGCUCUGCUUUUUUAUGACCUUUUAUAUGAAAUGCACCUUGUAUAUUCUAAAGAAUGUGAGGCGAUUAAUAAAGCAUCUUGGAUUUGUUGGGGGAAAAUGAAUUAACGGGAGGUGCAUAAUCCCAGUCCUUGUAAGAAAUAAUGAAAAUUGUGGAAAAAAUUAAUUAGAUUAUGUGUCCUUGUGGACAAUGAGAGUUUGUUUGCAUGCAAGUCUUUCAGGACUAAAGUUAUAAACCAAAAAGGUUACCAAAUUAAAUUCAGUUCAGGCUGUGAACCAUUGACAAACAAACUUAUAAAAUGCUUGUAAUGGCAGCACAAGUGUCUGAUUUUGUUACUGCAUGAAUGAUGGUGU